This is a messenger RNA of Mytilus californianus (California mussel), 4079 nucleotides long. RefSeq lists its product as uncharacterized. The record is from RefSeq and is a predicted model, not a curated record. NCBI's taxonomy places the organism in Eukaryota, Metazoa, Mollusca, Bivalvia, Mytilida, Mytilidae. The transcript has 3 exons. Bases 453 to 3566 code for a protein of 1037 amino acids.
UUAUAUGUCAUUUUUCAUUUCAUGUUAAAUGUUGAAACUGAUAUUAUAAAAUUAUCCACUUAAUCUGUUAUUCCGUUUGUAUUGUGACCACUCGUUAGUUGGUAGAUUGUAAUACCGAUUUAGUGCCAGGAUGAUAAUAUAAAAAAAAAUCAAGUUGAGAUUUGUGAAACUAAGAAAUGACAUCAAGGAACAACCAUUAGUAUUUUUUAACAAGUAGUAUUUAAAAAUACUAGGUUACUGAUAUGCGGCAAGAUAUCAUAUGAUAUUUGCACACUGCUGUACAUUAUCAACAAAUUGUUACGUCGCUAUCUGUAAAAUGUAUUUAUAUACCACAGAUCUUCUAUCAACACUAAUGAACAUUAAUCUUGGAGGAUAAGACGUAUAGUACAUCGAACGUGGCAAGGAUCACCAAAAAUCCAUUACGCAUGAAGUUAAAGCACUAAUGAAUAAAUAUGAAUAACUCAUUUACCGAAAUUCGUGUAGAAAUUUAUGUUGAAAAGUCAAUACUUCUGAGAGACAAUUACUCAGAAGAUGGAAAAAUAAUCAGCGUAAGAGAUACAAUUAAGUCAAUAGAUGAGUUUCUAGAAGCAAAAGGAAAUACAUAUAUUAAAGAAGCAAAAAACAAUAAGGAUAAUGGUUUAGGGACAACCAUAUGCAACAGAGAGUCCCAAAAUGAAAGACAUUCUGAAAAUCAUACAGCUAAAUCACACAAAUUCGGCGAGAAGAGUAUUGCCAAGAGACGAGUAAAAAAUACUAGCGAAGAGAAAAACAUUCCGGAAAAAAGAAAUUCCAGCGAAAGUGAUAAUCAAACAGUCCUUAGCAGCUCGUCAUCACAUUUAGAACAGGAAAACAAAGAAGAAGAUUCUCAUGUUAAAAGAGAUUAUUUAACAGCUAAUUUGCAAAAGAAUAAUUAUGUUUUGCAAUCACUAGGUACAACUGCGUCACAAAAUAUCCAACAGCUAUUAUACGAUACAUCAGAAAAUACCCAACAACUAGUUAUCAAUACAGCAGAAAAUACCCAACAACUAGUUUAUGAUACAUCAGAUAAUAACCAACAACUAAUUAACGAUACAACAGAAAAUACGCAACAACUAGUUAACGAUACAUCAAAGAAUACCCAACAACUAGUUUACAAUACAAUAGAAAAUGUACAGCAACUAGUUCAGGAUACAACAGAAAGUAGUGAAUUCAAUGAAUCGUCGGAUUACGAUGGAUCGUCCUCAGGAUUUUUCUCGGACGAUGAAAUGGAAUUCGACGAUGGAAUAAAUGAAAGAAUAAAAUAUUCGAAAUUCUUAAAUUGUAAACAUAGAACCAGGCACGUAUCAAAGCGGAGAUCGGUUGCGGAUAAUUUUCACAGUAAAACGAAGAGUAUUAAUAAACGACAACGUGUUUUGAAAAGUAAUGCAGUUUUUAAUGUAAGUCAACACCAAGUACACAGCAUUGUGGACAGUCCAGAGCAAACACACAAAGUUCAGUUAGGUAGUUUUAACUUUAUCGGAAACUUAGACAACAUGAAUAUACAGGAGACAUGUCUUGAUACAAUGAAUUACAUAUUAGAUCAUAUUGAGUGUGAAUGUAUAGAAGAUAAGAAAUAUGAACUUCGCCUUGGAAGUUCGAGAUCGUGUCCCAGCAAAAGCCGUGAAACCUCAACAGGCUGUUCAACAGGUGUUCCUUUUGGUAAUAACGUCAAUGGCCAACCAACGAACAUCGAGUCAAAUGAAAUCAUAACGAAUUUUCAAAACAAAAAAUCACUUCUGAUAAAAAAUAAAGAAGAGAAAUCGAAAUGUAAGACAAGAGAUUUAAACAGGGAAAUCGAUGAUUUAGAACCAGGGGAAAUUCGUGACGAGGUGGACUCGACAAAAAAGGACAAACGUAAAACUUCAGCACAAUACGGUAGUAGUUCAUUAAAACGGUAUUUAUUAACAAGGCGAGGUAGUAAGUAUAUAAGUACUAGUCUCCGAUAUAGUUCUCGAUAUAUUAGAGGUCGCUAUAGUAGAGUUUUAAGGGGUCGACCGCCAUACAGAGGAAGAUCUCAAUCUUAUCGAUCAUUGUCGCGAGGACGCUCACUACCUACUAGAGAAACACAAAAUAACAGAUCCAAAUUUGAUUGGUUUGAUUAUUCAAGUAGGAGAGGUGUAGACUAUCUACCCAAUGAAUCUACAACAGAUCAACACGACCUGAGAAAUAGAAUAGAAGCAAAUGAAAGACGACCAUACAGUACCGAUGGACCAUCUUGUCGUAGUUUAAGACCCUCUCUAUACAGAGGUAGAAACUAUUCACGAUACGGAACAUUACAACAUAUGAGAAAACCAUACGAAUCUGUGUCAGAUUAUAUAAGAAAAUACAGAAGUUUCGAAUCAAAAUGUGAAAGUCCUACUCCGUCUGCACAUUAUCGUUAUCAAUCGUCUGAGCAUUCGAGAACGCAAUAUCGAUAUAGCGAAGAAAGGGAACACUAUUACAAUCACACCGCGACAUUAAAACAUACUAGCGAAGAACGUUGUACCGAUAAUAUAUAUACAAGGCCUUCUUUCGAAUGGAGGACUUCAGAGAUUAGAGUCCCUAGCUACAAAAAUUUAACAAUAACACGUAGAUUUUCCACUGGAGAUGAACGUUCCAACUAUACUCAAAAUGAGAAAAGAAAUUAUCGAUCACACAGUGACUUUUUUGAAACAAAUCCACAUAAACAUGAUAGAUAUAUAUCAGAUGAAUCUCGUAGAAAAUCACCUGGCCAACGCGAGGAAAGGGCUUCAAAGGAGCAUACAUCGUUAUAUAAACGUGAAAGAACUGAUUACAAAAUAGAGGAAAGAGAAUAUGAUAGAAAAGAGUCCAUGAAACACGAGAAACAAGUGUCGAACGAAUGGGAAAGAAAUUCUUCACGCAAAUCUGUAUCAAGGACAGACAGUCUUAAAGGUAAAAUGUCUGAACAGGUCCAAAAGAAUAUAAGAAUUAACCGACAUUCAACAGGCGAAAAGGGAACUUCACCAGACGAGCAAGAGAUGAGAGUAUCGUCUGUUGUCACAAUUGCUCCAUCAAUUCAACAAGAUCUUGCUGACAACAUCACAGUGUCGACAGAAGACAACAGACAGAAAACAAUUGUGAAUCCUGUUUCAUCAUUCAAGAAAGAUGCGCAUAUGAAGUGUUUUGAUCUUGUCAGAGAAGCGGCAUUCAAACAAGCCGUACACUUUUCAGAAGACAAUUGGCAAAAGUAUGCCAAAAGAAAAUUCUUAUUCGAAGAUGAAUUGGUAGAACAAUUAGAACGAAAUUACGACCGCUAUCUUUAUUCUGCCAACGAUUUUCAGCAGAAUAGUGGUGGUCCUUUGCCAAGGUUCGUUUCUGACGAGCUGAUGACGGAGGCAAUAGUUAAUACAUGGAAACAGCCACAAAUGAUUGCGUCACUAGACAGACAGUUUCGGGAAUUCGAUGACAUUAUUGGUUAUGUUGGAUAUAACAUUCCUUGUUACUGGUGUGAAAUGAUUUUUUCCGAAGGGAAAUUUGUUCGCGCAUUCCCUGUAUUAGACCCAAUUGGACAUAGAGAUGAUACAAUGUAUUGCCAAACCGACCAGUGAUUUUUUAAACAUAAACUUAUUUUGCAUAGAGAUCCAUAAGUUUCCUUGCAAUUAAUAAAGUUUCUUCAAGUUUUGAUACAGCUUAUUUGAUAUUUUAGUAUGAAUUUGAUUCAAGUUCUACAACUUCAUGUUCACUGUUGUGGAUCUUGAAAGAUGUCCCAUUGUACGAACAUCUUUUCGCAAUCAAACCCAUACUUGAAGAAACCAUUUCUGCAGAUUCAACAUUUGUACCCUAUUUUUGUUGCCACUAUUAUAUAUAAUAUUUAUUUUUGUUACAUGUUAUAAAACGAUAAUGAAGAAGCAAUGUCACGAAAAAACUAUAACAAUUAUCCUAAAUAGUGCAACGAUUAUGUAAUGAUACACACUUUAUCAUUUUAUUGAUCUGUGAUUAGGGUGUUCUUCAUUGUUUUAUCAAUGGUUAGAUAAUUUGCCUCGAUAUGUUAUUAGAUUAAGGGUAUUAACACUUUUAAUCUUUUGAAUCUGUUAAAAUAUAAUAAAAGCUGAUAUAUAUGU